CGUAGUUAAAGGAAUUUAGCUCAAUUAAAAAAGUCAAAUCUACGUGCAUCACAAUCCGCCGGAAACUCUGACCUCGUUCUCUCGCUCUCCUCCCCUAAUCCAAACACACACGCUCUCUCUCUCUCUCUCUCUCUCUAUUUAUCCCUUUCUCUCUCUACAAUCCUAGGGUUUCGGACUCGAUCAAAGCUCAGCCAUGGCGAUGCAAGCCGGCAUGGGAUUAUCUCGGAUCCUCAUCCUUCUCGGUGCAGGAUAUACCGGCACAAUCCUGGUUAAAAACGGUAAAUUCUCGGAUUUGCUUGGCGAACUUCAGUCGUUGGUGAAGGGAUUAGAGAAGUCUGGGGAGCAAUCGGAUGCUGAUUAUUCCGAUGCCAUUGCCGCGCAGGUGCGGCGAUUGGCAACUGAGGUUCGACAACUAGCCUCAGCAAGGCAGAUUACUGUUCUGAAUGGAAAUAAUGGCGGCCAAAGUAACUUGACAUCACUUUUAGUUCCAGCUGCUACCGUGGGGGCGUUGGGUUAUGGCUACAUGUGGUGGAAGGGUCUUUCUUUCUCGGAUCUUAUGUAUGUGACAAAGCGUAAUAUGGCUACUGCUGUAACGAACUUGACAAAGCAUCUGGAGAGUGUGUCAGAGGCUCUUGCUGCAACAAAGAGGCAUUUGACACAGCGAAUUGCGAACUUGGAUGAUAAAAUGGAAAAGCAGAAUGAGAUGUCAAAGUUAAUUAAGAGUGAUGUUGCUGAAGUUCAAAAAUCUCUUUCUGACAUUGGCUAUGACUUGAAUGACUUGCAGAGAUUGGUGGAAGGUUUGGAUGGGAAGAUAUGUACAUUGGAAGAUAAGCAGGAUAUUGCAAAUCUUGGUGUUCUGUACCUCUGCAACUUUGUUGAUGGCAAAAAGGGGAUAAUGCCUGAAGUUCUGAAGGAGCAACUUAAAAUUACUGGAAAAUCUCGUACUUUACUCACAUACCAGGAACCUCCAAGUUUGAAGGGUCUUAAGGAGAUUGCAGACUCCUUGUCUGGAAGCAUUGAUGGGCCAGCACCAGAUGCUAUUGUGCAAGAGGGUGGUCUUAGAUUGGAAGACCAGUCAAGAACCCUGAUGAGGGCUCUUUCUACCAAGUGUUGAUUUCAACAUGCUAGACCAUCAUAUGGUUCUUCAUCCAGUACUUAUUUGACACACAAUUUGGUUUUCGAAAUUCUUGUGUCAAGUUAUAUAUGCACAUAUGUUUUUUUUUUCUUUAAUAUUUCUCAUAUUUUCCAGUACAUCAAGGAUAAAUUUAUAUGAAGUCUAAGUAGUGUUGUGAAGUUUGUUUCUAUAUAUCUCAGACGCUAUUAAAAGGCUGACUUGGGUCAGCUGAAUCUAUUAUCUAAAUGAGAUUUGACCCUUC
This is a messenger RNA of Quercus robur (English oak), 1376 nucleotides long. RefSeq lists its product as uncharacterized. Bases 194 to 1114 code for a protein of 306 amino acids. NCBI's taxonomy places the organism in Eukaryota, Viridiplantae, Streptophyta, Magnoliopsida, Fagales, Fagaceae. The transcript is spliced from 13 exons. The record is from RefSeq and is a predicted model, not a curated record.